UAAAUACAGCAGGGAGGCAGUGACAGAGAGACAGACAGACUGAGACAGAGAGAGAGACAGACAGAGUGAAACAGAGAGAGUGAUGGAGGACCAAAAGUGGAUGAGUACGUUUAGGACGAGAGCAGUAGAUCUGCAGGACGAGUGGACGCUCCACAUGGAUGACUCCAUCAAGCCAAAAAAUGCAGGACCGGGGUUCUUUGAGUACCUGAGAGGAUCAUUCGCUGAGUUUCGGUGUUCUGGAUGUGGUCGUUCAUGGCCGUCAAAGCGAGUACAGGUGGUGUUUCAUUUCUCACGUGAUGUUACCAGUGGGCGUGGCAUUGUAAAGGUGCGCCGCUGUAAGCAAGAGUGUCGCCGCUGCAGUGUUCCCCAGAAGGAGAAGCCAAAAUUUAGUCAAGAGAACAUUGACGUGAUGGUGGAGAAACUGAUAGAGAAGAUUAAACUCAAAUGCUACGGGGAGCAAGUGGGAGAAUCAGCCCGACCCUUAUACGUUAUGGGUGAAGUGAAUGGACCACAUGAAAGCGCACACUGUGAGGCCUGUCAGCUGGGGAUCUGCCAACAGGCUACAUUAACCACACAACUGCCCCAGCUGAGCGUCAGUGCUACUAUUGUACCCACUGGCAGGGUAGUGCACUGACAUCUCCAAACACACCCCUACCCUAACACCACCCCCAAAUUACCCCCACGCACGGGAUUGUUUAAUUUCAAGACUGUGCAAUGUUUAUUUAAUUAAUGAUGUGCUUAUUAAAUACUAAUUUAACACAAAUGUACAGA
Pangasianodon hypophthalmus (striped catfish) is the source of this 771-nucleotide messenger RNA. RefSeq names its product receptor-transporting protein 3-like. Bases 83 to 634 code for a protein of 183 amino acids. Gene Ontology annotation, molecular function: olfactory receptor binding. Gene Ontology annotation, biological process: protein targeting to membrane; protein insertion into membrane. The transcript is spliced from 2 exons. The record is from RefSeq and is a predicted model, not a curated record. NCBI's taxonomy places the organism in Eukaryota, Metazoa, Chordata, Actinopteri, Siluriformes, Pangasiidae.